This is a messenger RNA of Gasterosteus aculeatus aculeatus (three-spined stickleback), 4400 nucleotides long. The record is from RefSeq and is a predicted model, not a curated record. Lineage: Eukaryota; Metazoa; Chordata; Actinopteri; Perciformes; Gasterosteidae.
GCUUCAGCCACCCGAGUCUUAAACUGAGCUAUUUGUGUUUCUGGUGUAGUAUUUCAUUUGAUACAGAUACAGCGAGCAUCAACGACGAUAACCGGUCAUGAAGUCAGUAGUAACGGCGCGUAGCACCUUAUUUCAGUCAGCUUGCGGCUGUGUCUUUGUGUGCGUGUGUUGAUUCAUGUAGAGAGGGCGUGGAGGGGAAGGGUGUGACUCUGACAAACACUGUAUCACGGCGUGCAGACUUUUUUAAUUGGAGGGACGAAACAUGAGAAUACUUUUACUUCUAUAUGCCAUCGCCGCAGCGUCACAAGCCCAGACUGACUGCUCCCGGGGGGCUUGUUACCCCCCCAGCGAUGACCUGCUGUCGGGCAGGACUCAGCUGCUCCACGCCUCCUCCACCUGCGGCCUCAUGGGCUCCGAGAUCUACUGCACGCCGUACCAGCAGAGGAAGAUGGAGUGUUGCCCGUGUGACUCCAGGAACCCAAACAGUAGGCUGGCCCACACUGUGCGGGACGUCCUGCCCACCUCAGGUCCAAACCGCUGGUGGCAGUCCGUGAAAGAUGUGAACCCGGUCACCCUCCAGUUGGACCUGGAUAACCUGUUCCAGCUGGACAACCUGGUGCUCAAGUUCAAGGGUCCUCGUCCCAGUUCCUUUGUCAUCGAGAGGACGCUGGAUAACGGGCGGUCCUGGCAGCCCGCCCUCUACCUGGCGACUGACUGUGAAGGAACUUUCCCUGGCGUCUCCACAACGCCGCCUCUGCGCCUGGAUGACACAUACUGCUACACGCUGCCCCCUACUGGUGCGAACCCCUACCAGGACUACGAGGUCCAGUUCAGUCCUCUGCGUCAGUACGCCAAUGUCCCCACUACUAAAAGCCAAAUGAUAGAAGAUGUGUCUGGGUUAACGGGACUGAGGGUGAGGUUCACCGAGCUGGGAGACGUGCCGCGUCCUCCGGGCAGAGCUUUCAGCAGGUUCUACGCCCUGAGGGAGAUGAGGGCGAUGGGCAGCUGCAUGUGUCACGGGCACGCCAACCGAUGCCUGCCCGACACCGGCAGCAACCAGCUGCCAGACGGCGUGCAGGUCCACCCUCAGUGUGACUGCCAGCACAACACAGCGGGGGUCAACUGCGAGCGCUGUGCGGAGCUCUUCCAGGACCUGCCCUGGAGGCCUGCUGAGGAGGGCAACCCCCACACCUGCAAACGCUGCGAGUGCAACAACCACGCCCAGCGCUGCCGCUUCGACCCGGCGCGGUACGAGGCCAGCGGGCGGAGGAGCGGAGGCGUGUGCGAGGGCUGCGCGCACCACACCGCGGGGCCAAAGUGUGACCAGUGUGCCGCGGGCUUCCAGCCCAACCCCCGCAGCCAAAUGGACCGCCCCGACGCCUGCAUCCGCUGCAUCUGCAACGCCGACGGGACGGUGAACGGGGGCCGGUGUGACGAGAGCACCGGAUCCUGUCUGUGCAAAGAGAACGUUGAAGGUCCCCGCUGCGACCGCUGCGUGAGGGGCUACUACGACCUGAGCCCCUCCAACCCUCUGGGCUGCUCCGAGUGCUCCUGUUCUCCAGACGGCUCCCUGUCCGACGCUUGUGACCCGAUUACCGGCCAGUGUACCUGUCGCUCCCACUUCCGAGGCCUGAAAUGUGAAGUGUGUUCACAAGGCUACUGGAAACCGCCCUUCACAGGGUGCUGCCAGGCCUGCGGCUGUGACCCCACCAGGUCAUACGGGGACACCUGUGACCAGGUGACGGGUCAGUGUCAGUGCAGGCCGGGCUUCGGAGGCCUGAAAUGUACAGAGUGCGCAGAGAACACGUACGGAAACCCUCUCACCGGCUGCAAGCCGUGCCGCUGUGAUGCUGAAGGAACUCUUCCAGAGGUUUGCGACAAGCAGACGGGAGCCUGCUUGUGUCGGCCCGGGAUCAGCGGGACCCGCUGUGACUCGUGCAGUCGAGGACACUGUGACUCCUUCCCCGGCUGCGAGAAAUGUCCCUCCUGCUUCUUCACGCUGGACGCCCAAAGAGAGAAGCUCAGCUCCGCUUUGGAGAAACUCUCCCUCAGGGUACCUUCCCGCCCCGGCGACGGGGACCUGGGGAACUUCACACCUCGCAUCCGCGUACUGGAGGCCAGCCUGAGCCUGAUCCAGAAGUCCAUCUCCCUCCCACCCGGCGUCGCCGUACAGGUGGAUGAUGCUGUGUCUGAACUCAACAAGCUCAGAGACAAGGUGGACAAGAUUAACGAUGACCUUUCACCUCUGGAGAGAGCUCCUGGUCUGGACUCGGAGCUGGACAGACUGCAGGCUCUGCUGGACAGCCUCACUCUGGUGUACAAGGCCAAGGUUGACGGAAAGGACAACUCUGUCAGUCCAAACAAUACAGGAGCGUUCUCCGCCAUCAAGAACGCCUACAACGAGUCCACAGACGCAGCCAAGAAGGUGAUUUCCACCAAGAAGCCGCUGAAGGAGUCCGCUGAUAUCAGAGAAGCCGCUAUGGACCUCCAAAAUACAGUCCAGCCAGGCAACACCAGAGACCUGGACAAGCUGAACCAGACCAUGGCGUCCAAGCCCAACCUCACCCCCGUAGCCAAACAGGUCUGUGGCAGUCUCCGCUCGGAACCGUGCACCCCUCUGCAGUGUGCGGGCGGAGAUCUGUGUCCCCCGGACGGAACGCCGCCGUGUGAGAAGGGCGAGGUGUGUGUGGGCGCCCUGCCUUUGAGCAAGAGGGCCGACGCUGAUGCCAAAGACGUGAAGGGGCGCCUGGACAAGCUCACUGGGAAGAUCACAGAUGCCGCGGAGAAGCUCCAGCAAACACAAGAGACAACCAACCAGGUAAGAAAGUCUGCAGAGAAGCUUUCCAAUAAGAUGAAGCGGGCCAGAGACGCGCUAGAAGACGACUUGAAAGACACGCAGGACCUUGUGAACAAGCUCAAAGAUUUCCUAUCAGACCCGUCCUCCAACCUGACCCAUAUCCAGGAGGUGAGCGACUGGAUCCUGAACGCCAAACUGCCUCUCAACCUGGCAGAUCUGAUGAAGAAGCUGGAGGAGCUGAAGAACCUGGCGGACAGUCUACCAGACAGCUCGUCCGUGUUGAAAGAGGCCGAGCCGCAGCUGGACGCGGCCCGGAAACUGCUGCAGGAGGCCCAGGACGCCAGGGACACGGCCCUGGGAGUAAAAGCCGACGUGGAUGGCUUGCUGGAUGCCUUUGGCUCGGGGGAAGGCUCCCUCUCUGACCUGGAGGAUAGACUGCAGGCGACCAUGGACAACAUCGACAACCUGAACAGCAGCCUGACCGAGGCCAAAGAGCAGCUGAGCCCGGCCGAGAAGGCUCUCGAUGAUGCAUCCGACCUAAUAAAGCCAAUGAAGCCUCAGCUGGACGAGCUCAAGGACCUGCUGAAGACUGUGGUCCCGCUGGUCCAGAAUGUUACGGAUAAUGCAGAAAGCGCUGAGGAUGAAGCCGCUGCAGCAAACGAGGACCUGCUGACCCUGGAGGACCAGCUGGACCGUCUUAAGGACCAGGCUCCCACCACGGGCUCAGGAGGACCGGAGUUGGGGGAUCGAGUGGCAAAGCUGCAGAAGGACGCUGGAGCUCUGGCCAACUCCACUAACGAGAUGAUGACGGCCCUGGAAGGUAAAGCAGAUUCCCUCCGCGGGCUGCAGGACGAGAUCCGUCAGAAGUCAACAAAGCUCGAAGGACUCGACGCUAAGCUUAAAGAACUUUUGGACCAACUUCGUCAGAAGGGCCAAGACCUCAGCAUCUGUCAAGGCUGAAGACCUCCGAGCAGAGCAGCAUCUGCUCCUGCCACAGGAAGCACAACUAUCCACUUCAGGAAGGGGACCAUUCCGUCCUCUUCUCUGACAGUCGUCAAAAGAAUUGUGGGAAAUGUAGAAAGUUCUAACUGGGGGUUGGUUGACAUGGAGUUGGAGUGAUUGUUACAUGGUUGAUAUGUGGAGCACAACAGGAGGGGAGGGGCGGUGGAUAAACAAGACUUUCACCAAGGAGACUAAAGUUAAUCCUGGACAUUAUGUAACGUUGUUGAUGUAUUUCUCAAUAGCUCUAGACAAGUAGCUUUGUCACUAAACCUAACCAAUAUUGCACAACAUUAACUGGGGGGCAUCGGGUUUUUCUAAAAGCACUAUACUGAUCAUACUAACAUCACAUCUAUAGCUGGUAUAUUGAAAAAUACCCUUUGAGUGUACCACAUGUCAUAUAUAAAUAUAUAUAUAUAUUUUUUUUUUUCAUCAUGAGAAAAAGACCAUAACUUGUGCAAACACAUUUUAUUUAACGGCAAAACACUCAAUUAUUGAAUAUUUCGCAACUGAAAUGUAUGUUGAAUGUUGUAUUGUUUGUUUGUUUUUUUGUAUACAUUGUGCAGAAUCCGCAGUAUUUAAAUUAAAGCCUGCUAAUACUUAA